Molecule: messenger RNA, 510 nt
Organism: Dryobates pubescens (Downy woodpecker)
Lineage: Eukaryota; Metazoa; Chordata; Aves; Piciformes; Picidae
Gene: TEX12
Product: testis expressed 12
Exons: 5
Coding region: 1-510 (169 amino acids)
Source: RefSeq, a predicted model, not a curated record
AUGGCCCAGGCUGGCCCGGGGCGGGUCGGGACGCGGCGCCGCAGUGUCCAGCCCCAGCCGGGGCAUUCGUCGGCCUUUGAGGCUCUGCCUCCCACCGAUGAGGAGCAGGGAUCCUUCGCAGAGGAGCUCACAGAGGCAGCAUUGGCGAGCAACACACAGAAACCCGAUGAAAAUAGAAGCAGACGUAAAAAAGAGGUGGAGAAUGAAGGUUCAGAAAAUCCUCAGUUGUCCUCCCAUGACAAAACAGAGUUGGCUUUUUCUGAAGGCUUGCAGUCCCCUUACAAACAUGAACCACCAGAGAAAGCUUUAAAAGAGAUGAACAAAGAAAUCAUGAACUUCUUGUCAAAAUAUGCUCACAUUUUAAGUGAGAGAGCAGCGAUGGAUACUUCCUAUGUCCAGGAACUUGAUGGGAUCUUAAAAGAAGCGAGGACCAUAGAAAACCACUUGAGACAGAAAAGGGAGGCUCUGAAGCAGAGAUUCGCCAUGAUCGCAAACGCUUUGCAAAGAUAA